UCUGUCUGUUUCUCAUCCAGCAGUUUGCGCUUCUAUGCUCUAAAACAUCACCAAGGGAAAAGAAUAAUAGUAAGAAAGUCAUGGGAGAAUCGUAUGAAUAACUUGUACGAGGCAGCAACUUCUGUAAGAAAACGCGCGAUCUUGUUUUAUUUCAAUGUUAUAGUUUAAAUUGAUUGAUUUAUUUUUUUUAAACUGAAGUUUUACAACUAACUUAUUAGGACAAGAAACUAAAACAAACAGCUAUGUCAACAUGCAUUUUGGGGGAUGGCGGGAGUUGUAAACUUGCUUUAGGUUAAUUUUUGCAGGUUUUCACGCACACGUAUAUACUUAUCCACGCACCACACCAGCACUAGUGUCCUCACCAUGAGAGCGUUCGGUGCGUCUUUGGGAUGUGUCUGGGUUGUCUCUUGCGGAUACCUGGCGGCGUUGGGGAUUCUUCUUCAGCGGGCAGAGGCGGGGUGCACCGACCGGGAGAACCCCAAAUGCUGCACAGGAAGAAAUAACGAGUGCUUUGAAUUCACAAGUAGAAAGACUGUUUGCUACUGUGACACCUAUUGCCAGAGAACAGGAGACUGCUGCGCGGAUUACCAAGCCGUGUGUCAAAUAUCUGUGCAGAACGCGAGUGCUGGAGAGCUACGAACGGAGUGCUGUAAAGCUAUUGACUGUGUGGUUGGUUCCUGGGGUCCUUGGUCGGAGUGCAGCUCCCUGUGUGGCGGGGGCAGCAAAGAGAGGACCCGGCAGGUCACAGUGCCCCCUCGGAACGGCGGAACGCCAUGCCCGGACCUGAAGCAGAGGCGCGGCUGCUUUGGACACAGCCCUGUCUGCAACGCCGCUGAAGAGGUGGCAAAGAUUCUGCCUGAUUCUUACAAAAGGAACUUCAAGGACCCCUGGAGAAGGCCACACAUGUUGAUAAAGGAAGUGAAACCCAGUUACUGCGUGCACUUCCGGGUGAAGCAGGUGAGCGCGGCGUGUCGGCAGAGCCUCUGGAGCAGUCAUCUGCUGAGGGAGAGGUCUGUCUGUGUCGAGUGUCACGGAGAAGCCAUGGGCAGCAGGAGCCGCUGUGAAGGGGACGGCCUGGAAGCUACGAGGACGUUCUGGACUGCAGCCUCUGUCCCGGGCUGCCAGGGCUCGUGGGUGCGGGAGUCCUCUCGAGAGCAGUGCAGGUGUCCACAGCACUCAUUCAUCUUUGUAUAAGCUUGUCUCGCUGAAAUCCACAGGACAGCUCCUGGAUGAUGAGGAAUCCUGCCAGCCAGCAAGGACUCGGCAACAGCACGACUAGAGAGAGCAGAAGUAUGAAGGAAAAGUCUUCUCUUCCUGCUACACGCCUUCAUGUAAAUCUCAUAUAAUAACUUUUCUCACAAAGCGCACAAACAAAACAUAGAUUUCGCCACGUAAAUGUGUAUUUUUUUCUCAAAGCACAAAAAAAAUGUCUAUAAGUCUUUUUACCUCUGAAAAUCUGCUCUCUACCUCCAUAUAUGCAGAUGCAUUUGAAAGAUGUAUUAUUUUGCUUUCUACAUUUUCUACAUUUUGUGUUCAUGGUUUUGUAUAAGUGGUCCUGUUUUUUAGAAGCCAUGCCCUCCCAUGGUAUCAGUAUUUCAGUGUUCACAGACUUUGUGUAACUCCGGUUAGAACAGCAGCUGGGCAAGGCGAGAGAGAUCCAGCAGGCAGCAGAGAGGCCAGGCUUGCAGAUUAGUGCUGUUCAAGCAAACACUGGUCAUGAAAUUGGUUUGGGAUGUGACCUACAGUAUGUGGUGCUCUAGUAGCUUUUAAAUAUCUCACACCUCCCUUACACUAACAGCCUGACUGAUUUCACAAGCUCAUUUUCAAUUGAUUCAACACCCCUCUUAGGGGAGCAUAUGCUAGUAAUACAGACCACAAACCUGGUGUCUUUACAUUUGGUACACGGCUGUAUUCUAUGAUACUCUCAAUCAAGUUGCAUUACUGGGGCUGUCCACAUGAUAAUGUUUCACUGAAGUCAUUUUAACCUCUGGACAGAUUGAUGUCACAUACUACUCACUUACUCAGUCAGAUAUACCAUUUCCUUUAAAUGGCGCUCUCCUGAGUUCCUUCGUUCUCUCCUGAGUUCCAUGGCACUCUCCUGAGUUCCUUCGUGCUCUCCUGAGAUCCUUCAUGCUCUCCUGAGUUCCAUGGCGCUCUCCUGAGUUCCAUGGCGCUCUCCUGAGUUCCAUGGCGCUCUCCUGAGUUCCAUGGCGCUCUCCUGAGUUCCGUGGCGCUCUCCUGAGAUCCUUCGUGCUCUCCUGAGUUCCAUGGCGCUCUCCUGAGUUCCAUGGCGCUCUCCUGAGUUCCAUGGCGCUCUCCUGAGUUCCAUGGUGCUCUCCUGAGUUCCAUGGUGCUCCUGAGCUGUUUUGCUGAUUUGAAGUUACCCUGCUCUCUCCUUGAUGCAGGGCAGGUCUCUUCCUGGGAUUCCCUCGAUGCACUCAUCCCAGUCUGUCACUGGUGUUAUCUGACACAUGACCUGAUGCAGGCUGGAGAGUGUGUCAGGCUGCUCAACUACCGUGCUGUACAGCAGACCCAGAUAAUGCUGCUUGAUGUCUGAGAGUUUCCAUAUACCCUGUCCGUUCUGUAGUGGCUACUCCAACUUUUGCUCAGACGCCAGCACUACAGUAGCUUGAGAUUGAGUUAAACAUCCUUAAUAUCUUUCAAGCCAACCCACUGCUGUACUCAAAAAAAAUCAACUUCGAUCUACAUUAGGGGCUUAUUUAUUUUCAGGAUUUUAAAUGAAGCAAUGAUACUUGAAAUAUUGUAGCCAACUUUGAUCCAUUGUCCAUUAGAGUAUAAAAAACAAACAAACGUUCAUCUUUAUCAGAAUAUGUGUUUCCCACUUUAUACACACACACACACACACACACACACACACACACGCUGUUUUAUUCCCAUCUGACUCUUUAGCUAACAUAAAGCACUCAAAACGUCCAUCGUUAGGCUCUUCCUUGCUUGUUAUCUUGUUCUCUUCCUUCUCAUUCCAGUGUAAACAUGCCUGUUUCUAUUGUCUGUGCAGCGUAUGUAUUGCUUCUCCAGCACUGAUUGGCUCUGUGCUGGGACUGGUCGUUCUACAAGGCUGAUAAACAGAGAGCAGGGAAGGUUUUUUUUAUGCUACCCUUAGCUUUUCAAGCAGUUUUUUAAAUAGUGUGGAGGGAAAAAAAAAAAACACUGCAAAGGGCAGGAAGACUAAACGAUUUGCUUGUAAGUAAUAUUUGAACGCCUUUAGUUUAACUCCCAGUGUCUGACUCUAACCAGAGAUGAUGUGGUAAUGUUCCAUAAUCAGGAGUCUUCAGUUACUUCACAGUCCAGCAGCCCUCCAAGUACCUCUCACCAGGUUCGGCACUCAGUCUGGCCACCUCAAGAGAGUUCCUAAUAUUUAGAAUGACGCCCUCAAUGUUACAGUACCUCCAGACUUCUCAACAGCACCUCUCUUACUUCAUUAAUAGCCCACCCUGAAGUCUUUUUGGGGAGCAUUAAAUAUCCCAUAUUGCUCAAUUCUUGUGUAAGACAUAAAAUAUUACAUUUUUUUGUUUUCUUUGCUUACCUACCUUUUAUUCUUUGUUUUAUAACUCUAGUAUUGUAUGUAUAUAUCAAAUGUAUCUGUGACUCUAAAGCACUAAAGCGGUAAUGAUCCAUCACACCUGGUUAUACUCAGUUCAGACACUCAGUUUUUAUGUUAGAAUUAGUUUAGUGCUAGAAUUUCAAUAAUACAUUGUGCAUUUACUUGUGUAGUAUUGGUCUU
Polyodon spathula (Mississippi paddlefish) is the source of this 3745-nucleotide messenger RNA. Its product is annotated as somatomedin-B and thrombospondin type-1 domain-containing protein-like. The transcript is spliced from 6 exons. Lineage: Eukaryota; Metazoa; Chordata; Actinopteri; Acipenseriformes; Polyodontidae. The record is from RefSeq and is a predicted model, not a curated record. The coding region runs from base 364 to 1194 and encodes 276 amino acids.